This is a messenger RNA of Closterium sp. NIES-67, 2019 nucleotides long. NCBI's taxonomy places the organism in Eukaryota, Viridiplantae, Streptophyta, Zygnematophyceae, Desmidiales, Closteriaceae. The record is from the annotation of a GenBank genome assembly.
GAAGGUAGAACCCCGCAGGCUCUAGGUUCCCAGAUCUCUCCCAUUUGCCAUUGCCUGCUUGUGUACAUAUGUUGAUCGGCACUCAAAUCUGUUCCGCUCCCCGACCCCGCACCCGAACCCCGGGCACUGCCAUUCGACAAGCCCGACCCCUUAGCACUUCUGCCCCGCCUCACGCGUCAAGAGCUUGGCGAAGGCAACGAGACAGGCUGCGAAGGGGUAACCAGCCGCAGUUAGCAUGUCGACGUCGAGUUCGGCGGCAGGCGACGGGCACGGCGGCAGCCGGCCUGCGAUGGAGUAUCGCAAUCUGGGUCGCACGGGGCUCAAGGUCUCGGUCUUCAGCUUCGGGUCGUGGGUCACGUUCGGCAACCAGGUGGAUGUGGAACUAGCGAAGCGGCUGCUGCGGCGGUGCUUUGAGGCGGGCGUGAACUUCUUCGACAACGCCGAGGUGUACGCCAACGGCAAGGCGGAGGAGAUCUUCGGCCAGGCCGUGCGUGAGCUGGGCUGGCGCCGCUCCGAGAUCGUCGUCUCCACUAAGAUCUUCUGGGGCGGCCAGGGCGUGAACGAGAAGGGUCUGUCGCGCAAGCACAUCGUGGAGGGGCUGAAGGCGUCGCUGCGGCGCCUGGGCAUGGAGUACGUGGACCUCGUCUACUGCCACCGCCCGGACGCGUCCACGCCCAUAGAGGAGACCGUUCGGGCCAUGAACCACGUGAUUGACAAGGGCUGGGCGUUCUACUGGGGCACGAGCGAGUGGAGCGCGGCACAGAUCACAGAGGCGUGUGAGGUGGCAAAGCGGCUGAACCUCAUCGGGCCCGCCAUGGAGCAACCCGAGUACAACCUCAUCGCCCGGGAGAAGGUGGAGAAGGAGUUUCUCCCCCUGUACGAGCCGUACGGGCUGGGGCUCACCACGUGGUCGCCCCUGGCGUCGGGUGUGCUGACAGGGAAGUACGCGCGCGGCCACAUCCCCCCGGACUCACGCUUCGCCCUCGCUAACUACAAGCACCUGGCGACGCGCAAGCUGGUGGACGAGGUGUUGGACAAGGUGGGCGCGCUGGCGGCGGUGGCGGGCGAGCUGCAGUGCACGGUGGCGCAGCUCAGCCUCGCGUGGUGCGCCAAGAACCCUCAUGUCAGCUCUGUCAUCACAGGCAGCACCAAGGAGAGCCAGAUAGAGGAGAACAUGAUGGCUCUGGAGGUGAUGCCGAAGCUGACCCCAGCGGUGAUGGAGAGGAUAGACGCCAUCAUGCGCAACAAGCCCAAGUUGCCCGACUCCUUCCGGUAGACGCAAACCAGCAAGGGUUAAAUGGGGGAGAGGGGAGGGGGGAGGGGGGGUGGGGGGGGUUGUUUUGGGGGGAGAAGGAGAGGGGGGGAGGGGAGGCUUUGGAGGACGGGAAGUAGCAGGUGAGGAACGGCAGUGCAGGGGAGAUGGGUGCAGGGGGGGCUGUGUCCGUGCCAUUAUGUGCCACAAGUCCAGGCUGGAUGAUUUCUGCAGCAGGCCCAAGGUGUUUUCAAGUAAACCAAUGUGCUUCAACAAGGUGUGCGUGCCAGAUAGACCAGUGCGGAAGACGAGGACGCACGAGGGUGGAUGGGGCUGUGGCGGCGUGGCGGUGUUGGUGGAGGGGGAACACGGGGCGGAAGGAUGAGUAGUUCAUGUGGGGGGGAUAGAGGAGGGGGGCGCGGAGGGAGUGGUGGGAGCAUGGACGAUUGGAGCAUUAAGGUUGUAGGGAUAUGGGUGUAGAGUUUGUAGACAUGUCAGAAGACGAUACUGGUACAUAGGAUUAGGAAGUCAGUGUCUGGAAAGGAGAAGCAUGUGGCUGUCUAGUCAAAGCCCUAGCCACCCCAGUGACCCCACCCACCCACCUAGCGAUGGCCGUGUGCAAGCUUAGUGGAAUGUACCGUAGUGCCUAUUGUGGUGUACGUACUGGACUCAAUACUGCAGUGAUGGAAUGGAAAUGGGAUGGGAUUAGUAUGUAGACCAGGUUUGGUAUGGGUAGGUACUAUAACAUGUGGCAAGGACACUGCAGU